AAAUUCAAUGUAACAAAGUACGUCAAAUCCAGAAUUCUACGUCACUUCCGCUGUGGGUACGUCAAACAUGGCGCUGCUACUAAGGACGUUGGCCCGUCAGGGGUUUUGUGUCUCCAGGUCGCAGUGCGGUGUCCUCUACGUCAAGCAUGCUGCCCCAAUGGGAACCACCGCCAAGGAGGAGAUGAACAAGUUUUGGGCCAAAAAUACGACAUUGAACCGACCCAUGUCACCUCACAUUACCAUUUACAAAUGGUCCAUCCCCAUGAUGAUGUCCAUUACACACCGGGGAACCGGAGUAGGCCUCAGUGGAGCCAUUUCCGCCUUCGCCGCGGCCGCUCUGCUUCUGCCCGGUAGUUACCCGCACUACCUGGAUCUCAUCCACUCGCUCUCCGUCGGCCCCUUUCUCAUCGGCCUGGCCAAGGUGGGCAUCGCCUUCCCGGUGUCCUACCACACCUACAAUGGGAUCCGCCAUUUGUGUUGGGAUCUCGGCAAAGGCUUCAAAAUUCCCGAGGUGUACCGCAGCGGCUACACCGUGAUUGGCCUGUCCAUCAUCACCACCAUCGCCGCUGCCACGCUCCUGUGAGCUCACUCCGCCAAGGCCAAGUGCAUUGUGGGAAGUUUGCUUUUGUGUAUAUGUUGUGAAGACUUGGGGAAAAAAUAAAGGAUUCUAUAUAUA
This is a messenger RNA of Hippocampus comes (tiger tail seahorse), 676 nucleotides long. It is a transcript of the gene sdhc, whose product is annotated as succinate dehydrogenase complex, subunit C, integral membrane protein. The transcript is spliced from 6 exons. Gene Ontology annotation, cellular component: membrane; respiratory chain complex II (succinate dehydrogenase). The record is from RefSeq and is a predicted model, not a curated record. Bases 68 to 583 code for a protein of 171 amino acids. Gene Ontology annotation, molecular function: electron transfer activity. Gene Ontology annotation, biological process: mitochondrial electron transport, succinate to ubiquinone; tricarboxylic acid cycle. Lineage: Eukaryota; Metazoa; Chordata; Actinopteri; Syngnathiformes; Syngnathidae.